AAAGGCUCGCGAGGAGAUGUGUUGACAACAUAUGUUUGAUUAAUAUUUCAUUAUCACAGGGAAGUUGGAGAGAUCAGCAGUUCUUAAGGCCCUUUGCUCGGGGUUUCGUGGGACGACUGAGCCACCCAUAUGCUUAACUGAAGGUACAUGGCUAUAUUUGGUUUAUUUGUCUGAUAUUCUUUUUUUUUUUUUUUGAUCAAACAAACAUAUAUUACUUAGAAAGAGUUUUACACCCCUUCGAGGGAGUUGGUUACAAUCAAAGAGAGAGCUGAUUUAGCCACCGAGUCAGCUUCCUCAUUAAAGUUUCUAGAGAUAAAGGAGAAAGAAAUAACAUCAAAGAGAGGCAAAUAGUGAUAUAUAUCCAAUACUACUUUCUAACGUCAUGUUCUGGAUUCUUUGUUUGGGCAGAUAUAGAAACCAAUGAGUGUUUACAAAACAAUGGAGGUUGUUGGGUUGAUAAGAGAACCAAUAUUACAGCUUGCAGGGACACUUUCAGAGGAAGAGUGUGUCGAUGUCCCAUUGUUCAAGGUGUCAAGUUUUUGGGGGACGGUUACACACAUUGUGAAGGUAUGAAAAACAGAAGCUGAAUUACUAUAUGCAUGUUAUGAUUCAUAAAUAAUGAAUUUUCUUUUUACAUGUUUAAAUUUUGAAUAAGGCAGCGUAAGGGGCAUUGCGCUGUGUAAUAAACAAUGGAGGAUGCUGGAAACAUACUCAAAUGGGAAGAACAUAUUCGGCUUGCCGUGUAAUAUGAUGACGUACUCCAGCUAACUAACUGACUUCCAUUCUCUGUUUUGACAUGACAGAACCUCUCUUUAUAUAUAAAGAUGACUUAUCGUUCUUUCCUUGCUUUUUCUGUUGUUGUCAGAAUGAUCAUUUGAAAGGCUGCAAAUGUCCACCUGGAUUCAGCGGUGAUGGGUUCAAAAACUGCACAGAUGUUAACGAGUGCGAGGAGAAAACAGUGUGCCAGUGUCGCGGCUGCAAAUGCAAGAACACAUGGGGAAGCUAUGAUCAUUUGAAAGGCUGCAAAUGUCCACCUGGAUUCAGCGGUGAUGGGUUCAAAAACUGCACAGAUGUUAACGAGUGCGAGGAGAAAACAGUGUGCCAGUGUCGCGGCUGCAAAUGCAAGAACACAUGGGGAAGCUAUGAAUGUAGCUGCAACGGAAGCUUGCUUUACAUCAGAGAGCAUGACAUUUGCAUAAGUAAGGAUGCAAGAGGAGAUGUAAGCUGGGGAGUGAUAUGGAUAAUAAUAAUGGGACUGGGAGCAGCUGCUUUGGGAGCUUACACUGUUUACAAAUACAGAAUCCGGACGUACAUGGACUCAGAGAUAAGAGCGAUAAUGGCGCAAUACAUGCCUCUUGAUAACCAUCCCAACACUCAGCCUUCUCAGCUUGAGUGGUAAGAACAGUCUUCACUCAAUUCACACACUAUAUCGUUACCAUAUAUGUACUCCCAAAAAGCUUACACAUUCAGUUUUUAAUUAUACUUUUUUGUCACCUAAUUUAAAUUCACUUAAUUCAUUCGUUUAAGCCACUCAAACAUGGUGGCCCGGAGAAACGUAUGUAUCUUA
Molecule: messenger RNA, 1567 nt
Organism: Brassica napus (rape)
Lineage: Eukaryota; Viridiplantae; Streptophyta; Magnoliopsida; Brassicales; Brassicaceae
Product: vacuolar-sorting receptor 2-like
Exons: 6
Coding region: 797-1399 (200 amino acids)
Molecular function (GO): calcium ion binding
Source: RefSeq, a predicted model, not a curated record